Molecule: messenger RNA, 432 nt
Organism: Mitosporidium daphniae
Lineage: Eukaryota; Fungi; Microsporidia
Product: succinyl-CoA:3-ketoacid-coenzyme A transferase
Exons: 2
Coding region: 1-432 (143 amino acids)
Molecular function (GO): CoA-transferase activity
Source: RefSeq, a predicted model, not a curated record
AUGGUUGCCUCAUAUGUUGGCGAGAACAAGGUGUUUGAACACGCAUACUUGAACGGCGAUCUUGAAGUUGAAUUGGUUCCCCAAGGAACGCUUGCAGAAAGGAUCCGUGCAUUUGGGGCCGGCAUACCGGCAUUUUAUACGCGAACAGGCGUUGGGACGGUCGUCGAAACGGGAGAAAACGCAGUCAGAUAUGCGCCGUCUGGAGAUGUCAUUGAAUUCUCAGAGCCUCGAGAGACCAGAAACUUUAACCACAUCAGCUAUGUGAUGGAAAAGGCUUUAGGUGGCGAUUUUGCACUAAUCAAGGGAUGGAAGGGGGACUCUCUAGGAAAUGUGAUUUUCCGCAAGACAUCUCGGAAUUUCAAUCAGGUUAUGGCCAAGGCCGCCAAGGUUACCAUUGUUGAGGUAUUGAUGCUUUUAUUGUUCGUGGGUUGA